AAAUAAUAUAUUUAAGAUUCAAUUAUUUAAGAGUAGGUAGGGAGGGACCAUUCUUUUUUCUCUAUAUAUAAUUCCUUACCUCCCAUAGUUAUUAUGAAAAUGAAGAGCCUCAUAAUUUUUCAUUUGUAAAUGGAAGCUGGUACUACGUUUUUCAAUUUAAAGAUGAGUUUGUUAAUAUUGUGCUUCUUCUUCACCAACUUGUGGAUGGGUUUGGGUGAUAUGAAUGGAAUUGGAGAGCAGCCAUUGUCAAAGAUUGCAAUUCACAAAACCAUUCUUGCACUUCAUAGUUCUGCCUCUAUUACAGCUUCCCCCUUUUUGCUUGGUAAUAAGGGCGAGGACACCGAAUGGGUGACAGUGGAACUUGAGGGGCCUGAACCAACCAAUGAAGACUGGGUUGGAGUUUUCUCUCCAGCAAACUUUAAUUCAUCAACAUGUCCACCCAACCCCAGUGACAUUGGAUGGGUAGAUAUUCCAUAUAUAUGCACAGCUCCAAUAAAGUACAAAUAUGCCAACCACUCUGAUCCUAACUAUAAUAAGACAGGGAAAGCUGUUUUGAAAUUCCAAUUGAUCAAUCAACGUGCAGAUUUCUCCUUUGCAUUAUUUUCAGGUGGAUUAUCCAAUCCUAAACUUGUGGCAGUUUCGAACUUCAUCGCGUUUGCAAAUCCUAAAGCACCUGUGUAUCCACGCCUUGCUCAAGGAAAGUCUUGGAAUGAAAUGACGGUUACCUGGACAAGUGGAUAUGACAUAAGCGAAGCUGUACCAUUUGUGGAAUGGGGUCCAAAGGGAAGAAAGCAGAUACAAUCUGCUGCAGGAACAUUGACAUUUAAUCGUAACAGCUUGUGCGGUCAACCUGCGCGAACUGUUGGCUGGCGUGAUCCUGGUUUUAUACACACAAGUUUCCUUAAAGAACUUUGGCCAAAUAUGAGGUAUACCUAUAGGUUGGGGCAUUUCUUGCUUGAUGGAUCUUAUGUAUGGAGCAAGAGGUAUUCAUUCAAAGCAUCCCCAUAUCCUGGACAAAACUCAUUGCAGCGUGUUAUCAUAUUUGGCGACAUGGGAAAGGCCGAGCGUGAUGGUUCAAACGAAUAUGCAAAUUAUCAACCUGGUUCACUUAACACCACUGACCAACUCAUCAAGGAUUUAGACAAUUUUGACAUUGUUUUCCACAUAGGAGAUCUACCAUAUGCAAAUGGAUACAUCUCACAGUGGGAUCAAUUCACAGCUCAAGUGCAAGAAAUUUCUUCAACAGUUCCAUAUAUGAUAGCAAGUGGAAAUCAUGAACGUGAUUGGCCAAACACGGGAUCCUUCUAUGACACUCCAGAUUCAGGUGGAGAAUGUGGAGUUCCAGCUGAAACCAUGUACUAUUUUCCUGCUGAGAACAGAGCCAAAUUCUGGUAUGCAACAGAUUAUGGUAUGUUUCGUUUCUGUAUAGCAGACAGUGAGCAUGAUUGGAGAGAAGGAUCAGAACAAUACAAAUUCAUUGAGCAUUGCCUUGCAACAGUAGAUAGAAAACAACAACCAUGGUUAAUCUUUGCAGCACAUCGCCCACUCGGUUACUCCUCUAAUGAUUGGUAUGCCCAAGAGGGUUCAUUUGAAGAGCCAAUGGGAAGGGAAAGUUUGCAACGGCUUUGGCAGAAGUACAAAGUAGACAUUGGAUUUUAUGGUCAUGUCCAUAACUAUGAAAGAGUAUGCCCCAUUUAUCAGAACCAAUGCGUGAAUAAGGAAAAAUCUCAUUACUCUGGCACUGUGAAUGGAACAAUUCAUGUUGUUGUUGGAGGAGGGGGAAGUCACUUAUCAGACUUCGCCAAAGCACCUCCGGUUUGGAGUAUUUUCAGGGACAAAGACUAUGGUUUUGGCAAACUAACAGCAUUCAAUCACUCGUUUCUCUUGUUUGAGUACAAGAAAAGUAGUGAUGGAAAGGUCUAUGACUCUUUUACCAUUUCCAGGGACUAUAGAGAUGUCUUGGCAUGUGUGCAUGAUGGUUGUGAGAAAACCACCUUGGCAAGCUGAGUUAUGUUCUGCAGUAGAAUUGAUGUAGUCUCAAAAUGAAAUAAAAUAAUUUCAAGAUAAA
Messenger RNA from Trifolium pratense (red clover), 2068 nucleotides. RefSeq names its product nucleotide pyrophosphatase/phosphodiesterase-like. The transcript has 12 exons. Gene Ontology annotation, molecular function: acid phosphatase activity; metal ion binding. The coding region runs from base 130 to 2007 and encodes 625 amino acids. Lineage: Eukaryota; Viridiplantae; Streptophyta; Magnoliopsida; Fabales; Fabaceae. The record is from RefSeq and is a predicted model, not a curated record.